CUCGAUGUCAGGUAAAUAAGUGAGAGGUUCUAAAGCAAGGUGGUUUCAGUGUGUACUUGUUGAUUUUCAUUAAGUCGUUCAUGUUAUUAUCUUAAUGAGUUUACAAAAUGUCUGUUAAAUCGUUUUCGCAGUUACAAUUAAAUCCUUGGAUAAUUCGUCAGUUGAAGAACAUAGGUAUUUUAGAACCUACACCUAUUCAGCAAAAUUGUAUUCCAGAAAUUUUCAGUGGUAAAGAUGUGAUUGGUGUCGCAAAAACGGGCAGUGGAAAGACCUUGGCAUUUGCUCUUCCUAUUUUACAACAUUUGGUUGAGGAUCCCUAUGGAAUAUUUGCUGUCAUUAUUACACCAACCAGAGAGCUAGCUCAUCAGAUUGGUGAUGCAUUCUCUGUGGUUGGUAAAUGUAUGAACCUGAGAGUCUCUAUAAUUGUAGGAGGUGUAGAAAUGAUUUUACAAGGACAAGAACUUUUAAAAAAACCUCACAUAGUGGUAGCUACACCUGGUAGAUUAUAUGAUCAUCUUUCCAGUUGUAACACAUUUAACUUCAGUAAAAUAAAAUAUUUAGUUCUUGAUGAAGCUGACAAGCUCUUAGGAGGCCCAUUUGAUGAGGAAAUUUAUGGUAUUAUAAAAACUUUGCCUUCCAACCGACAAAUGUUACUGUUUAGUGCUACCAUGACUGAUACAUUAGAUCAAGUUAAAGCAGUAGCUAGGAAAGAAGUUUUUCUAUGGCAAGAAGUAGCAACCGUUGCUACAGUUGAACAAUUAGAACAAUUUUAUGUUUUUUGCCCAGCCUACGUAAAAGACGGAUAUUUGGUUGAGACUUUAAGAAGAUUCAUUGCGAAACAUGAAGAUACCUCAAUAAUACUCUUUGUUGAUACAUGUAAGAAUUGUCAUUUGCUCUCGGUUACUUUGAAUAUUCUUGGUUUUAAAAAUGUUCCUCUUCAUAAAAUGAUGCCACAAAAAGAAAGACUGAAUUCACUAUCCAAGUUUAAAUCCCAUAUCGUUCCACUUCUGGUAGCUACUGAUGUUGCCAGCCGUGGUCUAGACAUACCAACUGUUGAAUUGGUACUGAAUUAUAAUGUGCCAAUUAUUCCUAAAGAUUACAUUCAUCGAGUAGGACGUACUGCACGUGCCGGAAGAAAAGGUUAUGCAAUAUCAUUAGUUGUUCCUGAAGAAAUAAAAUUAUUACAAUCUAUUGAAGAAACAAUAAAUACUAAACUUAAGGAAUUUACAGUUAGCAAUAAAGAAGUAGCUAAAAUAUUUGCUCAGGUCUCAAUCACUAAAAGGGAAUGUGAAAUUGAGUUUGAAGAAUCUGAAUUUCAUGAACGAAAAACUAUAAAUAAAAGGAAAGAUUUAAUCCUGAAGGGGAAAGAUGUAUCAAAUCUAGAACAACGAAUAUUGAAUAAGAUUAAGGAAAAGCGGCUUACACAAUUGAAAAAGAAGAAACUCAAACAAAUUAAGAAAAUGCAAAAAGUUACCGACAGUUAAAUAUUUUAUCUAAAUUACUUAUGUCAUUAAGUCUUUUGUAAUGUUAUAUAAAUUAUUUUUACAAAUCAAGAGAAGGUUUGCAUUAACUGAUAAAUGACUACUUUAAAGAUUUUUGUCUGUAACAAAAAUAGUUAAAUUAGCUAGUUUCAGAUAUAAUCUAAUGCAAAACUUGUAUUGUUUAAACAAAAGUGUAAAUAAUUUUAAAUGUAUUUUCUUAUAAUAAAAUUUAAAUAUGUUUUCAAUCUUUGAGCAUAUACAAAUAA
Molecule: messenger RNA, 1747 nt
Organism: Nezara viridula (southern green stink bug)
Lineage: Eukaryota; Metazoa; Arthropoda; Insecta; Hemiptera; Pentatomidae
Source: the annotation of a GenBank genome assembly